Varroa destructor (honeybee mite) is the source of this 650-nucleotide messenger RNA. RefSeq lists its product as uncharacterized. The record is from RefSeq and is a predicted model, not a curated record. NCBI's taxonomy places the organism in Eukaryota, Metazoa, Arthropoda, Arachnida, Mesostigmata, Varroidae.
AUGGCUUUCCGUCGCUCGCACGUCGUUGGUCUGGUUCUAUUUGCUCUUGUCCUUCUUAGUCAAAGAGCUUCAGUAAGCCAAAGCACGGACUUCAGUGAAGGGCUGCAUCCGAACAAAAGCGACCCAGGCCAACCAAAAGGACAAUGCAUAAAUGUCCCUUGCAUUUGCACGAGAGAAUACAUACCCGUCUGCUAUAAAGGGCAAAACUACGGCAACCCAUGUGAAGCCAGAUGUGCCGGGGCACGUGACUCAGAGCUGGUCCAUGGACAAUGUAAGAACUUUUCUAGCUGUGUAUGCCCGAGAAUAUUGGACCCUGUCUGCCUCGAUGGUGUUACCUAUAGUAAUCGUUGCAUAGCCGAAUGCGCAAUGGCUACUGUUGGGCGGUUUGCCGUGGGUGCCUGCGACGCAUUAUACUUUGACAACAGACACUGAACUCUGCAGUUGAUCACCCUUCGUAGUUCCUCAACGACAUCUUCUAGGGAUAAAAGUAACUAACUCAUAAAAGUCAAGGGCAUUAAAAGUAAAUUAACGCUACAAAAAAAUACCACAAAAAUAUUAACAGAUGAAUCAUGUAAGGUUUACAUUUGUUCAAGAUAACUGUUUGAAAUAAACAUUCUUAUCCACAAUUCAUCCCACUCCAUGUCCCGAUU